GCUAUAUUAGAGCUGCUCCCGUUGUCCCCUUCCUGUUUUCCGUCUCGACAUCCUCAUUCUCUACCCACACUCCGCAACACAACAACACUAUCUUUAUAUACUUCCUCAAAAUGCGUUACUCAUCCCUUCUCCCCGUGCUUGCAGCUGGCCUCACUGCCGCCGCUCCAGUCGAGCAGCGUGAUGUUGCCAUAGACUUCAACCCUCCAGGGGGCGAUGUUACCAUCCUCAACUAUGCUCUUACGCUCGAGUAUCUCGAGCGAAAUUUUUAUCAAGAAGGUCUGGCCAACUAUACUCAAGCCGACUUUGUCGCUGCUGGGUUUCCGGAUCCCUUCUAUGCCAACUUGUGUGAGAUCUACUAUGACGAGAAGACUCACGUCUCGUUCCUCGCUGGUGCUCUUGGCACCGCUGCUGUCCAUGAAGCUACAUACUCUUUCCCCUCAACCACCCCUGCUUCGUUCGUUGCUCUCUCCUCCGUCCUCGAGGGGGUGGGUGUUUCUGCCUACCUUGGUGCUGCUGCUGCAAUUGUCGACAAGAGUUACCUUACAGUCGCCGGCUCCAUCCUGACCGUCGAGUCCCGCCACUCCUCCUACAUCCGCGCCGCCCUCAAGGAGUCUCCCUUCCCCAAGCCAUUCGACACCCCCCUCGACUUCAACGACGUCUACUCCCUCGCCGCACAAUUCAUCACUGGCUUCGCCCCCGGCGAUCCCGCCCUUCCAUUCAAGGCCUUCCCAGCCCUCACCCUCCAACCAUCGCAAUACCCAUACACCGCCGGCUCCAGCCCUGUAACCUUCACCCACGCAUACAAGAACGCCCUUGCCGCGAACCUGAUCUCUGGCGACGAGCCAGUGUAUGCUGUCUUCUUCUCUGGUCUUGACACCUACUAUGUCAAGACAUACGUCACCAAAGGAAACAGCGGCGACUUGAAGGUUACGAGCCUUCCCGGCGCGACUGCAACGAUGCUGGCGCCUACUGGACAGGUGUAUGUCGUGCUCAGCACGGCGGAUGGUGUGAGCAGCAAGGUUUCGGAUGAGAAUACCAUCUCAGGUGUUGGUGUUCUCGAGGUUAACCCUGUUGGACAGAGGACUGGUGUCUUUUAAAAGAGACUGUGAUGAGUGGUGCAAAGUGAAAAAGAAAUAGGAAAUAAUGUACAGUACUCGGAUGAAAUGAAAUGGGAUAGUAAUGAUAAUUUGUCACCAUGACUUAUCUUGCCCUUCCUCAUCUGUGACGUGUUUGGUGACUUUCUAUUCGUUGAAUGAAUAACUUCAUGUUGAAAGAUUGUCAUCGUAGUUGGAGGAAUG
Messenger RNA from Hyaloscypha bicolor E, 1298 nucleotides. RefSeq lists its product as uncharacterized. NCBI's taxonomy places the organism in Eukaryota, Fungi, Ascomycota, Leotiomycetes, Helotiales, Hyaloscyphaceae. The transcript has 2 exons. The coding region runs from base 111 to 1097 and encodes 328 amino acids. The record is from RefSeq and is a predicted model, not a curated record.